Diachasma alloeum is the source of this 2205-nucleotide messenger RNA. It is a transcript of the gene HEX70b, whose product is annotated as arylphorin subunit alpha. Bases 1 to 2088 code for a protein of 695 amino acids. The record is from RefSeq and is a predicted model, not a curated record. Lineage: Eukaryota; Metazoa; Arthropoda; Insecta; Hymenoptera; Braconidae. The transcript has 5 exons.
AUGCAGCGUAAUCUGGUGGUUUGGACCACUGUGUGUCUGGCUAUAGUGGCCGCAGUGCAAAAGGACACGUACACCGCGGACAAGACUUACCUUACAAAACAAAAACGUCUUUAUCAAUUAUUCUGGCAUAUUGAUCAACCUACUACUGUUCAUCCCGACUUCUAUCAGGUCGCACGCUCUUGGAAUGUGGAGGACCAUGUUAAUGCUUAUCCUUCUGAGCAUCAGCAUGUCGUCCACGAAUUUGUUCAACGCUGGAAGUACGGUCUCCUCCCGCGUGAUGCAGUCUUCACGCCCUACCACCCUGAACAUGUCGAGGAGGUGCAAGCUCUCUUCAAGCUAUUCUACCACGCCAAGGACUUUGACACCUUCCACAACAUGGCGAUUUGGGCCGGAUUCCAUGUGAACGCAUAUCUUUAUGGCUACACUCUAGCUGUUGCCAUAUUGCACAGACCAGACACCAGGAACAUCCGUGUGCCUGUACUACACGAGGUUUUUCCUCAUUUGUUUUUCAACAAUGAGGUCCUCCAGAUGGCCUAUCGUGCCAAGUUGGGAGAUGCCAGUUUGAAGAAAACCAUUGACGUCACGUACCACGGUGGUACUGAUGUAGUAAUCAACUCAAACUACACUGGAUGGUACAUAGUGCACGACGACACAGAGGACAAAUUGAGCUACUUCACCGAGGAUGUUGGUCUCAACGACUGGUACUUCCACCUCGUCAACGACUACCCAUGCUGGAUGACCAGCCAAAACUACACCCUCGCUAAAGAAAUUCGCGGUGAACUCUACUACUUCGGACACAAGCAAUUGCUCGCUCGCUACUACUUGGAACGUUUGUCCAACAACAUGGGAGAAAUUGAGACAAUUGAUUGGCACGCGCCAAUUGUCACUGGAUACUACCCAACUAUGAAUUUGCCAAAUGGAUUGCCAUUUGUGCAACGUCCAUCUUGGACGCGUAUUCCCCAACAUAUGUAUCAGUUGGUCCAAGACAUUGAGCAAAAAGAAACUCACAUCCGUACUGCCAUUGAUACCGGCUACAUUAUGGACAACAGCGUUCCCCCGAAGCAGGUCAACAUCUACACCCCAGAAGGUCUCAAUCUCCUUGGUAAUAUAAUCGAAGGAAACAUGGACUCUACCAAUCCACAACUGUACGGUAGCGUCGACCAUCUUGCCAGACGAAUUCUCGGAUUCUCCCCAGAAGCUAUAGACAAGAACCACAUUGUUCCAAGCACUCUAGACUACGUUAGCACGAGCAUGAGGGACCCAGCCUUCUACCGCAUCUACAAGAAGAUCAUAACCUACUUCAUGCAGUACAAGAAGAAUCUACCAAAAUACACCCACGAGGAGCUUGUCUUCCCCGGUGUUAAGGUCGACUCCGUUGCCGUCGACAAGCUAAUCACUUACUUUGAACAAUUUGAAUCUGUCAUAAGCAAUGGUAUUCCAGUAUCAUCCCUGAAGGAUGCUGACACUACUAUCAUCAAGGUGCGUCAGCCUCGCCUGAAUCACAAACCUUUUACCUACCACAUCAGCGUUACCAGUGACAAAGACGUCAAGGGUACUGUUCGUAUCUUCAUGGGGCCCAAAUACGACGUCCACGGUCAUGCAAUUGAUUUCGUUCAAAACUACGUCAACUUUGUUGAGGUGGACCAAUUCAUGGUGGAUUUGAAAUCUGGUCCCAACAAGAUUAAGCGCAGCAGCGCCGAGUCCAUUUACUUCAUGCCCGACGAAUUAUCAACCACAGUCUACUGGAAAAAGAUGGUGAAUGCUAUUGAGACUGGAGAGACCUUCCAGUACAACGGUCAGCUGUUUGGUUUUCCCGACCGUAUGGCCCUGCCCAAGGGUAAGAAGGAGGGUCUUCCGCUGAAACUCUUCAUCCACGUGACUCCAGUUCAAGAGGAUCAAACUGUUACCAUCAAAUCGCCAGUAUGGGGAACUACUGUCGUUGACGGCAAGCCCAUGGGAUUCCCACUGGACAGACCCGUUGUAAGACACAUGUUCCAUGGACUACCCAAUGUUCACUUCAAGGACGUUGUCGUUUUCCACAAGCAGAUUGACGAGUUAAACCAGACCGGUCAAACUAUGUACCUGUAAGGGCCCAUUAAUGCACUGCAAAUUUAAGUCUUCACAGUAGUCAUGAAUGUAGAAUGAUGCCAAUAUUGUAUAUUUUAUUGAGAAUAAAAAUAAACUUGUCAAAGUUUUGGCCAUGAA